AUGAAUUUUGAUGAUGUUUUGGUAAUUUAUAUCUCAAGGGAGGAAGUUAUUGAUGUCCAGUUUGCAACAGGGAUUACUGGGGAAAUUAUUGACACCAUUAGCCCAAAACCAGAAGCUUUGUCUCACUGGCUACACAAAUCCAUGAUGUCUGGUAACUUGGCAGUUGACAUUUCCAGGAUCGAUCAUGACCCCUUGGACAUGGACAUCUUGUGUGCUGAGGGGAUAACCUUAUCCAACGGCUAUCUUCUAUGGAAUUUUCAUUUGCUGUGUCAAUUUUUGAGGUACCUCAGCUCAUCAGUGUACAUCCAAAAAGUCAGUAAUGGAUUUGCUACCAACAAAAUCUUAGCAGUCAAAGAUCAUCAUCACUCAGAGUUUUGA
Sphenostylis stenocarpa is the source of this 378-nucleotide messenger RNA. Lineage: Eukaryota; Viridiplantae; Streptophyta; Magnoliopsida; Fabales; Fabaceae. The record is from the annotation of a GenBank genome assembly.